Messenger RNA from Cooperia oncophora, 372 nucleotides. The record is from the annotation of a GenBank genome assembly. NCBI's taxonomy places the organism in Eukaryota, Metazoa, Nematoda, Chromadorea, Rhabditida, Trichostrongylidae.
AUGGCCGAUGAUGGAGUCAAUCCGAAGGCCUAUCCACUCGCUGAUACACAACUUUCUCAGAAACUUCUGGAUCUUGUACAGCAAGCGAUGAACUACAAACAGUUGAAGAAGGGUGCUAAUGAAGCAACGAAGACACUUAACAGAGGAAUAGCGGAGCAGAUGCCGAACCUCUUGGAGAUUAUUCUGCAUUUACCUCUUCUGUGUGAAGACAAGAACGUACCGUAUGUGUUCGUGAGAAGCAAGGCUGCUCUCGGUCGUGCUUGUGGUGUCACUCGCCCAGUGAUUGCCGUGUCCAUAACUCAAAAUGAAGGAUCUCAGCUCAAAUCUCAGAUUCAGAAACUCAAAGAAGACGUUGAGAAACUUCUCAUUUAA